Puccinia triticina is the source of this 777-nucleotide messenger RNA. RefSeq lists its product as uncharacterized. Bases 1 to 777 code for a protein of 258 amino acids. The transcript has 6 exons. NCBI's taxonomy places the organism in Eukaryota, Fungi, Basidiomycota, Pucciniomycetes, Pucciniales, Pucciniaceae. The record is from RefSeq and is a predicted model, not a curated record.
AUGCUGCCUGCGGGAAUCCAGACCAUCCGGUUCAGGAAGCCAACCAACAACUCCGCAGCCUCCAAGGCCGCCAACAUCAGCCAAGGCCGCCAAAAACUUUGUGUUCAAAGACACACUGAUUUCCAAGCAGAUCAACAGAAAUCGACCGCCAUGGGUGCCUCAGCUGUCCCCUUGUACUUGUUUCCGCACCACUGGUAUUUGGCGACUGGCUCACAUAAGCUCUAUGGGACCAAGCCAAUCCAUUUCUAUCUGCUCAACUUGCUCCUCAACUUCAACAUUGCUCUCCAUCCCCUUCUUCUUGUUCACCAGUUGGUUCUCAAAGAGCAGAAGUGUCCGCCUUGGCCAGAAACUCCGGCUCCAUCUGCCCACUUGCUGAUUGUCCCUGGUACAAGCAAUCCAAUCUACCCAGCGGAGUACGCCUAUCUGGGCCUGAACACAACCAAGCCAAUCCUAGAGGCAAUAGAGCAUGCUGAAUACACGGUCGAUCUGGGCUCCUGGUCCCGUUUGACCACCCAGUUCCACAUUUGCAACCCUAUAAUCGUCCAGUUUGUCAAGGGCCCCUUCGAAGGUAUCCUCCACGCCCAGUUCAUCUCCUCCACCAAGAAGGACCAGUUUGAUGGCCCCACCACUUGUCCCUUUAACGCAACCCCCACCCAUACUUUCAGCAAGUGGCUGUGGAGACGCGAGGGCACGCAAACCAUUGGGAGCAAGUCUGACACCCCAAAGAAGGGGGAGAUUGACCAAUAUGUCUACCUGAGACCCAACGCUCAUAUGUGA